CUCUGGUCUAGUUAUUUAGUAACUUAAUAACAAGAUCAAGUACGAUAUAGAUGGAAUAUCUGCCGUUGAAUGAAAAAAUCUAAUUUAAACGCUCGUGGGAAUAGAAACUGAAUGUUGGUAGGUUUUCAUUAUAGCAAACUUUCAAGACGGCGUGCAUUGCUGCAAUUAUAGGCACAUUUUUGAAAGGAGAAAAAGAGGAAGAGGGGGAAAAUGGUUGACGAUGGUGUCAACGACUCUCCGCCUGUCCCGUCCCACGCCCAGCCAUUGGUCAAUGACGUCACACCUAAGCUGAACGGUGAUUGGGGGAGGCGGUGAGCCGGAUGACGCCGCGAGUAUUGUGAAGUUCUUCUCACUUUUUUAGGCCAUCUUUUUUAAAACGUUUUAUCUCGAAAGGAUGCUGUCACGGCAUCUAGUCUUUUUAUCCAUUUCCAUCCACCACAUUUGUGUUUUCCAUAUUCAGAAUAUAUCACCUUCGUUUCUCGCAUCUCCAGUUGUGCUUUUUUAAACGUCCAGUUUCCUUAUUUUGCACGCCGCUCUCCCGAAUGAUCGCUUAGCGCGACGCCCGCAUUGACAUGGUGCCGAAACCAGCUUCUCCGCCAUAGCGAGAAGUGUAGUUCGAAUCAUCUCCCUUCAACAACGUGCAACUGCGAACCUGACUUUGACCGUGAACAAGUGAUAAGUGAUUACUCUCCACCAAAAUCACUUACAAAUCGCCAACACUCGCACUGUCCUGAAGUUCCUUUCUUCACCCGAAGAAGAGAAGUUCCUGAAACAUCAGUUUCAGACGAGCAGUUUUUCUUUUUGCGGGGUUUUAACCUUUUUGCCCUCGCGCCUAUGGGCAAAGCGAAAAAAUAAAAGACGACCGACCACACUUGGCCCUGGAUGUUCUGGCAAUCCAUGGUCUCUCCCUCUCUUGACGUUCGGACAUCUUGGACUUCAGCCGUUCUGCCUGCCACCAUGGAAUUUCUACACAGCUCUUCUUCAUUCCUCCAACAAUCUGGAUUUUCGGUGAUUUUGUGAACUUAGUGACAGUUCUUCCAACAGGAUUACCAUGAUAAUUGUGCAUUAGUGUUUAAGUGAAUGUGUAGUGAUCAAGGUUUGUCAAGCGUUUCAUAAUCGCAUAUUUUUCUCUCUCUCUACUUUUCUAUUUUGCUAUACCCCCCUCAGCAAACCAAUGUCUCUAUCCAAUGAGGAUAACGCAAACUUUUCAGAUGAUAGCUGUGACCACUUAUAUCACCCGAAAGUAAUCAUGAGCACCGUUCCUACCACUUCACCUACCACCACCGCUCCUGUUUCCUCCAGUGUUCAGCACUUCAUAGAAGUAAACAUACCCCCUCUCAUAUUCUCUACAUCUUCCCAAAGCGUAACCUCACCUAUCUUUUCAUCCACCGAAACUCACAAACCUA
Molecule: messenger RNA, 1406 nt
Organism: Bemisia tabaci
Lineage: Eukaryota; Metazoa; Arthropoda; Insecta; Hemiptera; Aleyrodidae
Source: RefSeq, a predicted model, not a curated record